AUGGAAGAGGGAACACCCAGGGGAUCCAGGGCCCCAAGGAACUUGACCCACCACUCCAAAACCAACCCACGCAUCUCCCCCAAGCCCCACUGGUCCGCUCCGCCGCGCCCGGCUGCCGCGAUGAUCAGCGACGGCCUGCGCACCAAAACCUGCCAGGACCAGCGCGCUCUGGAGCAGAAGUUGGCCCCCCGCUACGCGGCAUUCGCCCGGGCGCCUCGAGAGGACCAGCUGCGGAACCUGACCCUGCUGCGGACCGUCCACGUCGACUUCCUGGUCUCCGGCCUGGGCCGCCUGCCCGUCGAGUUCAUCUGCCUGGACGCCAGCCGCGCGUGGCUCGUCUACUGGAUCGUGCACUCGCUGGCGCUGCUGGACGCGGCGCACCCCGAUGAGCCCUCCCCCGAGGACGUCAUUGCAUUCCUUAGGCGUUGCCAGCACCCCAGCGGCGGCUAUGGGGGUGGCCCCGGCCAGCUACCCCACUUGGCCUCCAGCUACGCCGCCGUCGCCGCCGCCCUCACGAUCGGCGGCCCUGCAGCCCUGGCAUCCGUCCACAGAUCCUCAAUGUUCGACUUCAUCCUCCGGAUGUGCGUGCCGCCGGAGUCGGGCGGCGGCAUGGCGGUGCACGAGGGCGGAGAGGUGGACGUCCGGGGCGCCUACACCGGCCUGGCGGUAGCCCAUAUGCUCGGUUUAGACAAGGGGGCAAUCGCGGAGAGAUCUGGGGUGGUCGAGUAUGUAAAAAGGUGCCAGACACAUGAAGGGGGUUUGGGUGGCGAGCCGGGCAACGAGGCGCACGGGGGUUACACCUUUUGCGGUUUAGCGACCCUGGUGCUGCUGGGUAGGGCGGACGCUUUGGAUUUGCCAAGGCUAGCACACUGGGUUGCUGGUAUGCAGGGGGCAGUGGAGGGAGGGUACAUGGGAAGGACGAACAAGCUGGUGGACGGGUGCUACUCGUACUGGCAGGGGGCCGUGCCGGCACUGCUGAGGGCGGCGGGGGGCGCCCUGGCGGCUCAACUGCCGGUGCCGCCCUUCCUGAGAGGCUGGGGCGGGAAUGAGGUGGUGGGAGAUGGGGGACUGGACUUCGAUGUGCCGGAUGUCAUGGACCUGCCAGAGCUGCCGCGGGCUCUGGGGCCACGGGAGCAGCUCCGGGAGGCGCAGAGGGGGGAGCUGGAGCGGCUGGGCCGGCAGCUGGCCGAGGCACUGGAGGAGGCCGAGCGGGUAGGGGAGGAGGGGGGGUCCGAGGAGGGCCCAGAUACGGAAGGGAUCAAAGAGUCACUACAGGAGGCCAAGGGGGCGAUGGAGGCCGCUGAGGCGUCCGCGAGCGGCUUCCUGACCGAGGAGAAGGCGGAGGAGCUCGGGACGAGGCUGCCGGUGGGCGAGGGGGGGCGGGAGUGGGAGUGGGCGUGGGGGAACGCGGGGGCGCUGCAGUUCUGGAUCUUGAGGAGCUGCCAGUCGAAGAAGGGCGGGCUGAGGGACAAGCCGGGGAAGGGGGCAGACUAUUACCACACGUGCUACUGCCUGAGCGGGCUGUCUGUGUGUCAGCAUGGGAGCGGGCUGGUGCUGGGCCCGCAAGAGAACCUGCUGGUGGCCACGGACCCCGUUGUGAAUGUGGUGAGGCACAGGCUGGCCGAGGCGCUGCAGUUCUUUGGAGACAGGCCCUUGUAG
Molecule: messenger RNA, 1659 nt
Organism: Ostreobium quekettii
Lineage: Eukaryota; Viridiplantae; Chlorophyta; Ulvophyceae; Bryopsidales; Ostreobiaceae
Source: the annotation of a GenBank genome assembly